Messenger RNA from Mizuhopecten yessoensis (Yesso scallop), 1994 nucleotides. RefSeq names its product sodium-dependent multivitamin transporter-like. Gene Ontology annotation, biological process: sodium ion transport. The transcript has 8 exons. Gene Ontology annotation, molecular function: symporter activity. The coding region runs from base 207 to 986 and encodes 259 amino acids. Lineage: Eukaryota; Metazoa; Mollusca; Bivalvia; Pectinida; Pectinidae. The record is from RefSeq and is a predicted model, not a curated record.
GUGUGCUUUCCUUGUCGUCCAAUCUGAGUUCACUAAGUGCAAUCACGUGGGAGGAUAUUCUCAAACCUCACUUUAAUCUUCGGUCAGAGAGAACGAAGGCGUGGAUUACACGCAGUAUUGUUUUCAUUUACGGAGCCGUAGGAAUUGGAGUCACUUUUAUAGUCAAAAAUCUUAAAGGAACAGUGUUACAGGCGUCGCUGAGUUUCAUGGGAGCAGCCUCUGGGUCCCUGAAUGGAAUUGUGAUCUUGGGUGCCUUUUUCCCUUGCUGUAACUGGAUUGGUGCUGUUGCUGGAAGUCUAGUUUCCUAUGCCGUUAUGUUAUGGAUCAACAUCGGGAAAUAUACUGUUAUUGGAUCCUCGGAAAUACUCGAGUUUCCGACAUCAAAUUGUUCAUCUGAUACAGACAUUUCAUUGCUGAACUUAACAUCGUUGUAUUCCGAGCCAACACAUUCUCCUGGUACUAUACUUGACUAUUCAACCAUGACAGAUAUACAAUUAGCCUACAUGAGUUCAACAGCUGUAUCAGAAAUGAUAACCGAGAGUCCAUCCAUGGCAACGUCAGUUAACGCCCUAACCAAGCUAUACUCGCUGUCUUACCUGUGGUUUUCCACCUUUGGAACCCUCGUCUGUGUAAUCGUCGGACUCAUUGUCAGCUUGAUAACAGGGCCUACAAAAAGACAUGAGGUCCCACCAAAGUACCUGAUACCAGUCUUUGACAUUUUCUGUUGUUGUCUACCACAGAAAAUCAGAACAUUUCUUCAUUGUAACAUAGAUCACACACGUAUUCAUGAAAAUGAACAAAUCCACGAAGAACAGAUAAAUACGUCUGUAACUGACCCAAACGUUUAUCUAUCACGCGGCAGCAAAGAGGAUCAACCUACAGUACCGAUAGACAAAACAGGUGUCAAUCAUACUUUUCAAAAUGAUACUGGAGCCUAUCAACGAUACAAGAGUCCUGAUGACAUUGAUGAGGAUACGAAAAUGUGAUCAAAACCAACAUGGCCGUUCGACAUUUACUGCAGUACCUAUGUUACUUCUAUGCUGUCUGCAAUGAAGAAAUACAGAAUUUUUAAUUUCCAACCUGACUAUUGAGAGAAAGAAGCUUUUAACACGGGACUGAAAACGGUUAACAUACGUUUUUGUGGGCGAAUAUGUCAGUUCCGAGACACAACAGUUACAGUUUAAAAGUUUUUUUCCAGAGUUCUGCAUUCUUUAUUCCACUCGAAUAUGAUAUGAGAAAGUGACUCUAUUUCUUCAUAAAACGAUGUACAUUAUUUGUAAAGACCUGUCGCUCUAGUGUGUUUGCUUGUUUUGUUACAUAUUUUCCUGCGAAAGAACAUUUUACUUUUAUAGAUAUUAAGCUUUUUUUUGUAAUCAGACCAUGUUCCCAUAUAUGUUGUCAAGUUACAUUGCAACUCUAUUCCUCUCUCUUUUGAAAAGGUUUUCAAGAUUAACCGAAUUAUCCCAUGUAUAAACAUCUGGUUAUGUGUUUUGUGAUUGAUUAUAAGUAUUUUAUACUGUAUAUUAUGUUACUGUAGAAAAUUAGUUAUUGUACGAUGCAUCCCAAAGGGCCAUUCAAAGAAAAGCAAGAACAAGAAGUGUUCUAUUUUUUUUAACUAUUCCACCAUUUACCUUCAUUCCCCUGUUUAACUCUAUUCGAUAAGAAUAGUUUUACUUUUUUAUAUCUUUAGUAGUGAAUAUUCAUAUUUUCUAUAUAUGUAUCAUCUCUUACGCUAAGUCUUUAAAAUGCUUUAAAUACAUCAGUCUAAUAAAACACAGUUAUUUACAAAACUAUUUAGAUGCUAACCAAACCACAAUUAGCUGAGAUAUGGAAAUUAACCCGAGCUCAAUAUUCAUUUUCUCUCUAACCCAGAAGUCCUACAUUGUAAUCACAAUAAAUUUUUAAGAGAUUCAAAUAAAGAAAUUAAACUUACCAUUUUAGCAAUCAAUCUAAAUAUUUUUGAUAAAUCAAGUACAGUUUGCUAGUUUUUGAAG